Molecule: messenger RNA, 1654 nt
Organism: Microtus ochrogaster (prairie vole)
Lineage: Eukaryota; Metazoa; Chordata; Mammalia; Rodentia; Cricetidae
Gene: Cdc37
Product: cell division cycle 37, HSP90 cochaperone
Biological process (GO): protein folding; protein stabilization
Cellular component (GO): cytoplasm
Molecular function (GO): protein-folding chaperone binding; heat shock protein binding; protein kinase binding
Source: RefSeq, a predicted model, not a curated record
GGCUCCGCGAGCGGACUCUCUAUCCCUUGUGGGUCCCUGUUCAGCGCCCGGCCGUGUGUAGAGCCGGGAGCCAAUCCGGGCCUCCGAGGCGAAGAUGGUGGACUACAGCGUUUGGGAUCACAUCGAGGUGUCGGACGAUGAGGACGAGACGCACCCCAACAUCGACACGGCCAGCCUCUUCCGCUGGCGGCACCAGGCCCGAGUGGAGCGCAUGGAGCAGUUUCAGAAGGAGAAGGAGGAACUGGACCGGGGCUGCCGUGAAUGCAAACGCAAGGUAGCUGAGUGCCAGCGCAAGCUGAAGGAGCUGGAAGUGGCGGAGGGCAGUGGCCAAGUGGAGCUUGAGCGUCUGCGAGCUGAGGCACAGCAGCUGCGCAAGGAGGAGCGAAGCUGGGAGCAGAAGCUGGAGGACAUGCGCAAGAAGGAGAAGAGCAUGCCCUGGAACGUGGACACCCUCAGCAAAGAUGGCUUCAGCAAGAGCAUGGUCAAUACCAAGCCUGAGAAGGCAGAGGAGGACUCAGAGGAGGCGAGAGAGCAGAAGCACAAGACCUUCGUUGAGAAGUACGAGAAACAAAUCAAACAUUUUGGCAUGCUUCACCGCUGGGAUGACAGCCAGAAGUACCUGUCGGACAACGUCCACCUGGUGUGCGAGGAGACCGCCAACUACCUGGUGAUCUGGUGCAUCGACCUGGAAGUAGAGGAGAAGUGUGCGCUGAUGGAGCAGGUGGCUCACCAGACCAUGGUGAUGCAGUUCAUCCUGGAGUUAGCCAAGAGCCUGAAGGUCGACCCCCGCGCCUGCUUCCGGCAGUUUUUCACCAAGAUCAAGACCGCCGACCACCAGUACAUGGAGGGCUUCAAGUAUGAACUGGAGGCCUUUAAGGAGCGUGUUCGGGGCCGCGCCAAGCUGCGUAUAGAGAAGGCCAUGAAGGAAUAUGAGGAGGAGGAGCGCAAGAAGAGGCUGGGCCCUGGUGGCCUGGACCCCGUGGAGGUCUACGAGUCCCUGCCCGAGGACCUGCAGAAAUGCUUUGAUGUGAAGGACGUGCAGAUGCUGCAAGACGCCAUCAGCAAGAUGGAUCCUACUGAUGCCAAGUAUCACAUGCAACGUUGCAUCGAUUCUGGCCUCUGGGUCCCCAACUCCAAGUCUGGUGAGGCCAAGGAGGGGGAGGAGGCGGGCCCCGGGGACCCAUUGCUGGAAGCCGUCCCCAAAGCGGGCAACGAGAAAGACAUCAGUGCGUGACCUGCCCCAGCUACUGCCACUGGCCUGCAGGCCUCUGUGGGCCCUUCUCCAGAAAAGGAAACCUAGACACCAUGUUCCUAGCUCCUGACUUCCUUCACUUCUGCUGCCCCUCACAUCCCAACCCUUGGCUUGCCCCAUGUCCCCUCUCCUCCAGCCUGUCCCCAGCGCUCAUCAGACUUCCUGCUUCGGGUUGAGGGGCUCUACUGUCUUCAGCCCCUCCCCCCAUCAGCAUUAUGCCAAAGUCCUGGGGGUCUGGGGAGGGGCAACAGUUGCCAGAUUGGUCCACUGGGUUGGGUAUACACAUGUCCCCAGAUGGGCAGGGUCUGUCCCUAUGGAUCUGUGAUCACUGUUUUUCUUCUGUCUAGCUUUCUAUCCUGCAACUGGCAACAAUGUCUAAUAAACAGUUCCAGGUGCUGGAUG